AUGGCAAACACCAAGGAAUACGACAUUCCAACUACUGCUCCAACCAGGCUGAGACAAAUUGCGCUCAUUGCAGAAGACCUUGACCGCGCUCGAGAUCUGUUGACAAGGAUUCUUGACACGGAAGUUGUAUUCGUGGACCCGCAGGUGGCGCGAUGGGGUCUGAAGAACUUUCUAGUGGCUAUUGGAGGCGACAUCAUCGAAGUGUGCUCCCCUUUUAAGCCUGACACGACAGUGGGGAAACUACUUCAAAAACGAGGCGAUGGCGGAUAUAUGAUCAUCAUGCAGACCUUGGAUGCUGCCGCAAGAAGAAGAUACAUUGAGUCGAGGAACCUGGCCAAGGUCAUCUUCAGCCAUCCGCACGGAGAUGUCGAGUGUGUCCAGUAUCAUCCCAAGGGGAUUGCUGGAGGGAUGAUGCCAGAAUUAGAUUCCCAUGCACCGUCGGCCACGAAUCCUACUCCCCUGGACAGUCCCUUCAGUCCCUGGCACGCUUGCGGAUCGGACUACGAAAAGUACUCGGCUGGGAUGAAGCGUUGCGCACACCUGAAGCUGGUCAAGGCAACCCUUCGCCUGAGUCCGGGCAAAACAGACGUCGACGCCGCCGCCCAGCAGUGGCAGGACUUUUUCGGAGUGGAGAAACAGGGGAGCGAGCUAGUCUUCACAAACGCCCGCUUAAACUUCGUGCCGGGAGUGGACGGGCUGCCUGAAGGAUUAGAGAGCCUCACUAUCGAGGUCAAGGGCAAAGAGAGGCUCGACAAGAUGUUGGAGGUGAUUCGCAAGGAGGGCCUUUGUGGCGACGGGUGGUCGAAUCUGCUGGGCGUGAAAUGGUUCUUCGUGCUGCGGGAUGACGAGAAGGAUAAGGUCAAGGGGAGAGAGAGCAGGCUGUGA
Cladophialophora psammophila CBS 110553 is the source of this 885-nucleotide messenger RNA. RefSeq lists its product as uncharacterized. The coding region runs from base 1 to 885 and encodes 294 amino acids. The transcript has 4 exons. The record is from RefSeq and is a predicted model, not a curated record. NCBI's taxonomy places the organism in Eukaryota, Fungi, Ascomycota, Eurotiomycetes, Chaetothyriales, Herpotrichiellaceae.